GUGGACAUUUUGUUGUGAGUCUGUAGAGAGAUCAGCUUUGUAUCUCUUAUUCUCAUAGUGGAUGUUUUCCCUCUCUUCCUCCUAUGGAUGUAGGCUACUAAGCCGAACCACAUUAAAUCAUGAUAAUAAUCUUGGUUGCGGCUGGAGGAGUAUACAAAUUUCCUUUCAUCAAUGGCACUGCAGAUUUGAAAGAGGCGUGCAGAAACUGGGUUCCAUCCCCUCCAGCAAAACUCUGGCUGUUGAGGUAUUGCGGGCUCCUCAAAACGAAAAUGACGCUGUCAGAGAGGAAACUGCUAGAAGAUUACCCACUUUUGAGGCUGAGGCCCUUGUAACUUUGAAGAACUGCUUUAGCCUUGUUCAUAACUCAUAAAAGGUAAGCUGGUUUUAGGAUAUGAUUGGGAUUUAUAGAAAAGAAAUAUCUAUAAAGAAGGGCACAUGUUUUAGUCGUGUAAGAUUAAAUGCGUGUGUUUACCUGC
Molecule: messenger RNA, 476 nt
Organism: Nelumbo nucifera (sacred lotus)
Lineage: Eukaryota; Viridiplantae; Streptophyta; Magnoliopsida; Proteales; Nelumbonaceae
Source: RefSeq, a predicted model, not a curated record